CAUGACGUCAUGCGCGUAUUGGCUCCUCAUUGGUCAGGGAGCUGUGUUGGCAGCGUGUAGCACUGUUUGAAUUUCUGGCGCUGUUGAUCUGAUAUUGUGUGGCCAUGCGACACAAUAAAUCGGCACAUAAGCGAAAGCUAUCGACCCCCAGGCGCCGAUCUCCCCCCGAGCCGCCACCGCCACCCUCGACAUCCAGAGCCCGGCGCACCAGCGGACCCUCCGAAGCGUCCCCUCGCAAGAAACACAGGUUUCGCCCUGGCACUCGAGCUCUCAUGGAGAUCCGCAAAUAUCAGAAGUCUACUGAUCUGUUGCUGCGCAAGGCCCCGUUUUCACGACUGGUGCGAGAGGUGUGUCAGACAUUCAGUCGAGAACACAUGAUGUGGCAGGGAUUUGCUCUAAUGGCUUUACAGGAG
Messenger RNA from Sinocyclocheilus rhinocerous, 413 nucleotides. Its product is annotated as histone H3-like centromeric protein A. The transcript is spliced from 4 exons. The annotation marks the transcript as partial. Gene Ontology annotation, molecular function: structural constituent of chromatin; protein heterodimerization activity; DNA binding. Gene Ontology annotation, cellular component: nucleosome. Lineage: Eukaryota; Metazoa; Chordata; Actinopteri; Cypriniformes; Cyprinidae. The record is from RefSeq and is a predicted model, not a curated record.